This is a messenger RNA of Prorocentrum cordatum, 372 nucleotides long. The record is from the annotation of a GenBank genome assembly. NCBI's taxonomy places the organism in Eukaryota, Dinophyceae, Prorocentrales, Prorocentraceae.
AUGCUGACGACGGCCACGGUCGUAGCACACAAUAUGAUCCUGGUGGAGCAGAUACAGGCCAUCAAAACCAAUGCGUCCGCCGAGAAGGCUCCCACAGCCGACGACGCCAUGCGGAUAGCUUCGACAGCGUGGAAUGACGCUUCAUUCAAACAUGAGCAAUCGGCCAAUCAGGUGCUGAAGUUGCGCGAGAACUUGAAGUGCGUGCAGGACACGGAGCAGGAAACAGCAAAUAUGCUCGUGAUGGAGCACCUGGCAGCUUCGAUGCCGGCGGGCGACGACGGUGCUCUUCUGGAGCAGGAGGGGAUCGACAAGGAGGCGCGCCGACUGUCGGAGGCCAAGUUCAGGGCAGCGGGGCUCAUCAAGAGCCCGGAG